CCAGUAUUUAAGGUCUCAGUUUGAAAUCAUUCUAAGCACAGAGAGCAGACCAGCAAAUACUUCUACUAGCUUGUCGGUUUUUCUCAUCAACGAUUGUUUAGAAAGUGCAUGUUCAGUGGUCUUGUCCGGGCAGUUUGAAAGCUGAGCUGGUGUGCAUUCACCAGCAGACUUGCUUCUUCAUCUCCCUGGGGCAGUCUAUCUCAAUUCUUGGCGACGAUGCCAAACUGGGGUGGAGGGGCCAAAUGUGCAGCCUGUGGGAAAACCGUGUACCAUGCUGAGGAGAUUCAGUGCAAUGCCAGAAGCUUCCAUAAGACCUGCUUCAUCUGCAUGGCUUGCAGGAAAGGUCUUGACAGCACAACAGUGGCUGCCCAUGAGUCAGAAAUCUACUGCAAAACAUGUUAUGGGAAGAAAUAUGGACCCAAAGGCUAUGGAUAUGGCCAGGGAGCUGGGGCAUUGAGCUCUGAUCCACCUACGGAGAGCCUGGGGAUCCAGCCACAACAAUUCAAACCUCAUCACCCUACAGCAAGUUCAAAUCCCAACAAGUUUGCACAGAAGUUUGGUGGAUCAGACCACUGCCCCCGAUGUUCAAAGGCUGUCUAUGCAGCAGAGAAGGUCAUGAGUGCUGGAAAGCCCUGGCACAAAACCUGCUUCCGCUGUGCAAUCUGUGGGAAGAGUCUAGAGUCCACAAAUGUAACAGACAAGGAUGGCGAGCUCUACUGCAAAGUUUGUUACGCCAAAAACUUUGGCCCAAAGGGAAUGGGAUUGGGAAAUCUUGGAAUGGUGGAAGAUCAAGAAUGAAGGCUCAGAAGUGUUCUGGACUCCAAGAUGAUUUUCACAUGGCACUGUACACAGUUCAGUAUUACACAGUGGAGGUAGUUGUACAGCAUAUUAAGAUUGGUUGAGUUACAGAAAAUAUAAGUGUCCUACACAUAUAUGUAUGGCUACAUACAUCCUGUAAGGUCAGCCAUAAUGACAGAUGCUUAGCAAAAUAUUUUUAAUAAUAUAUAUGGAAAUGUUUAUACUAAUAUUCACCAUAUAUACAAAAAAUCUUAGCAAGGCAACUUCAUAUUCUGAAAAGAUGUUAUUGUCUAAAUGCAUUAAUGCUUAUUAUCAGAAUUCAUUACUAUUCAUUAUUUAUCUGACUCAAUCUGCCACAGUAAAUAAGUGUAUAAUUAAAAUAAGCAUGUCAGUACAAAACACGUUUGUAUUCAGUCAUGUAAUUCAACAGAAAGAAUGUUCACACAGAGCUGUCCAACAUAUAACUGGUUUGAAAUCAUUUCAUGAGAAUUAAAAAUAAAAAAAAAAGAUU
This is a messenger RNA of Paramormyrops kingsleyae, 1309 nucleotides long. RefSeq names its product cysteine and glycine-rich protein 3 (cardiac LIM protein) (gene csrp3). Gene Ontology annotation, biological process: muscle tissue development; sarcomere organization; cardiac muscle contraction. The record is from RefSeq and is a predicted model, not a curated record. Gene Ontology annotation, cellular component: nucleus; Z disc; cytoplasm. Gene Ontology annotation, molecular function: structural constituent of muscle; actinin binding. NCBI's taxonomy places the organism in Eukaryota, Metazoa, Chordata, Actinopteri, Osteoglossiformes, Mormyridae.